AUGGCAGCGACACUGCAGCCGGGCUCGUCGCUCGUCGGGCUCGCGUCGGGCUACUGCCUCUACUCCUCCUCCACCUUCUUCGCCCUCACGCUCGGUGCCGGCGUGCAGAUCUUCACGCUUGACCCGCACAUCGGCGAGUGUGUACUGACGCAACCGAACGUGGCGGACCUGCAGGACGGCAACGGAGAGAGCGGCGAGCGCUACACCGCGAGGUACAUUGGGUCGGUGGUUGGCGACGUGCACCGGACGCUGCUCUACGGAGGCAUCUUUGGCUACCCCGCAGACUCAAAGAAUGCAAACGGCAAGCUUCGCCUGCUGUACGAGGCGGCGCCGAUGGCAUUCCUGGAACCUUCCUGCAGGCGGAGCGUGCACCAGCGGGUGCCUGUGCUGCUCGGCUCUCCGGACGACGUGCGCGAGAUGAGGAAGUACUACGACGCUUUCACGGGCUCGAAGGAGAUGGAGGGGGGGGAGGCGCGCCGCAUUCGCGAGCGCUGCUUCACGCGGCUGACGCCGGGCCAGCUGCUCGACACCACAAUUGACAAGGUGCCCGACUCGGUGGCCAUUGACUCGACGGGCGACGGCACCGUCGACUCGGUGGUGCCGAUCGGCGAGGCCCCUCCCGGUUCGCUGCCGGACGACGUGGAGGUGUGAGACCAAUUCCCUGUCGGGCGGCCGGAGGGGGGGCCGCGCGGGUCCCAACGAGCGAGCCGGAUUGUGCACACUGAUCACUGUGUACGCGCGCGUGCAUCGUGGAGAGUGGCCGCGCCUGUUUGAAUCUACAACAAGUAUGUAGUACAC
Emiliania huxleyi CCMP1516 is the source of this 798-nucleotide messenger RNA. RefSeq lists its product as hypothetical. The transcript is spliced from 4 exons. Gene Ontology annotation, cellular component: cytosol; cytoplasm. Bases 1 to 651 code for a protein of 216 amino acids. NCBI's taxonomy places the organism in Eukaryota, Haptophyta, Isochrysidales, Noelaerhabdaceae. Gene Ontology annotation, biological process: gluconeogenesis; fructose 6-phosphate metabolic process; fructose metabolic process. The record is from RefSeq and is a predicted model, not a curated record. Gene Ontology annotation, molecular function: fructose 1,6-bisphosphate 1-phosphatase activity.